This is a messenger RNA of Siniperca chuatsi (mandarin fish), 1231 nucleotides long. RefSeq names its product MNAT1 component of CDK activating kinase (gene mnat1). The transcript is spliced from 8 exons. The coding region runs from base 123 to 1058 and encodes 311 amino acids. Gene Ontology annotation, molecular function: cyclin-dependent protein serine/threonine kinase activator activity. The record is from RefSeq and is a predicted model, not a curated record. NCBI's taxonomy places the organism in Eukaryota, Metazoa, Chordata, Actinopteri, Centrarchiformes, Sinipercidae. Gene Ontology annotation, cellular component: transcription factor TFIIH holo complex. Gene Ontology annotation, biological process: regulation of transcription by RNA polymerase II; nucleotide-excision repair; positive regulation of cyclin-dependent protein serine/threonine kinase activity.
UGGCGUUUCCAGUCGGACCGCACUCUGUGCAACAUAGCGGUUCGCCGCCUGGAAAGUGACAGGAGAGCUGCUAGUUGUUGACAUUUUUCGCAAGCUUUUUAUAUUGUGUCGCACAGACAGAAAUGGACGACCAGGGGUGUCCGAGAUGCAAAACAACCAAAUACAGGAAUCCGUCGCUGAAGCUGAUGGUGAACGUCUGCGGUCACACGCUAUGCGAGAAUUGUGUGGAGAUGCUGUUUGUGCGCGGCUCAGGUAACUGCGUGCAGUGCGACACACCCCUGAGGAAGAGCAACUUCCGCGUGCAGCUCUUCGAAGACCCCACUGUAGAUAAGGAGGUGGAGAUUCGCAAGAAGGUGCUGAAGAUAUACAACAAGAGAGAUGUUGAUUUCUCCAGCCUGAGAGAAUAUAACGACUACCUGGAGCAAGUGGAGGACAUAGUGUAUAACCUGACAAACAACAUUGAUAUGGAGAACACCAAGCUGAGGAUGGAGCAGUACCAGAGGGAGAACAGAGAUAUCAUCCAGAAGAAUAAGGCUAAACUUACGCGAGAGCAGGAGGAGCUGGAGGAGCUGCUGUUGCUGGAGCAGCAGGGCAAUGAGCAGCGGAGGUUGGAUGUGCUGCAGGAGGAGCAGAGGCAGCUACAGGCCAAGAGGAAGAACAAGCAGGCUCUACUGGAUGAACUGGAGCAGUCUCAACUUCCUGCCACCAUCUUGCUUGCCCAACACAAGGUCCGUGCUGCCCAGCUAGAGACCCAGAUAGAGCAGCAGAAACAGGCAGUCAAACCUACCAAUCUAUUUUCAACUGGAAUCCAUAUGCGGCAAACGGUGUCUCUCCAGCCUGUUCCCAAGAUGGAGGAAGUUCUGUACCACUACAAGCCCCUUCAAGUUGAAACUUACGGACCCCCAGUGCCUGAACUGGAGCAGCUGGGCAGACUUGGGUAUCUGAACCACGUGCGGGCUGCCAUGUCUCAGGACACAGCUGGAGGAUACUCCUCAGCUUUGGCAUGUCAUCGAGCCAUUCAGGAUGCGCUCAGUGGGCUGUUCCCUCCGAAAGGCUAACAGCCACUGGUUAGAAAUGUGACUAAAAGGACUAUAAAAACCACACUGCUACCACCAUGGAGAGGGCAGAAGCUGCUGCGGUGAAUAGUGCUCUGACCUCUUGGUCAAGGUGUUUUUGUUUUUUUAUAUUUUGUUAAUUUUAUAUUUAAAUAAAUCACAAUGAACACUGAGAA